Messenger RNA from Zygotorulaspora mrakii, 990 nucleotides. Its product is annotated as inositol oxygenase. Gene Ontology annotation, molecular function: inositol oxygenase activity; iron ion binding. Gene Ontology annotation, biological process: inositol catabolic process. The record is from RefSeq and is a predicted model, not a curated record. Lineage: Eukaryota; Fungi; Ascomycota; Saccharomycetes; Saccharomycetales; Saccharomycetaceae. Bases 1 to 990 code for a protein of 329 amino acids. The transcript has a single exon. Gene Ontology annotation, cellular component: cytoplasm.
AUGGUGGCUAACAAAAAGGAAGGACACAUUUUAGAGCUGAUCGACGAAGACGUGCUGACAGUGAAUGCCAUCACCGCAAAGAUAAGGAAGAGCAAAGUCGCUACAGAUAAUGGUGUUGAUAAUGUCGAUGAUGAUGAAGGCAUUCGAAAGCGGAGAAAGGUUGAUGACGACGAGUCAAAUUCAGAGAAACAUGAUAUCAUGGAUGGCAUUAGCUCUGAAGAGUUCCGGCAAUACCACAAAGCCAAGGAUAGAGUACGAGAGUUCUAUAAGGAGCAACAUGAAAUGCAAACGAUGGCAUUCAAUUUGCAGGCAAGAAUCAAUUACAAGACAAAGGUCAGGGCAAAGAUGACCAUAUGGGAGGCCCUUUGCAAACUGAGCAAAUUGAUUGACGAUUCUGAUCCCGAUACAGAACUCUCUCAAAUUGACCACGCAAUACAAACUGCACAGGCAAUUAGAGAAGAUAAAAAACCGAGAUGGAUGCAGUUAGUUGGCCUGAUACAUGAUUUAGGAAAGAUCCUUUAUUUUUUUGACAGUGAAGGACAAUGGGAUGUUGUUGGUGACACUUUUCCAGUUGGCUGUGAAUUUGUGAAGGAGAACAUAUUUCAUGAAUUUUUUGCCGGAAAUCCUGAUAGUUCACACCCAAUAUAUUCAACCAAAUAUGGAAUGUAUGAGCCGAAUUGUGGUCUAAGCUCCCUAUUGAUUUCAUGGGGUCACGAUGAGUACAUGUAUUACAUUACAAAAAGUCAAUCCACUUUAAACGAACAAGCCCUAGCGAUGAUACGAUAUCAUUCAUUUUACCCUUGGCAUAGAGAAGGUGCCUAUAGAUAUCUAAUGAAUGAUUCCGACGAUGAGUUACUCCAAGCUGUUCAAGAAUUUAAUGAAUAUGAUCUUUACUCGAAAAGCCUGAAAAAAUACGACCUGGAAACAUUAAAACCUUAUUAUCUGGACUUGAUCAGUGAGUUCUUUCCAAAUGAAUACAUAGAAUUCUAA